ACACGGAAGUGGGUUGCUCCGCUUCCGACCAGCGUGUAGAAGUUGUUGUUUCUUUGCUCCAGAGUGCUGAACAGGAGGAUAAGUGAUGUUUUACUGCAGCAGCGGCGGCUCGGAGCCGCUCAGUGGGUCUAAAACUGAUAUUGUGAGAGGAAUCAUCACCGAGAAGCUGACCACGGCCGCGCGGGAGAUCUUCGCGGUGGUGGAGAGGAUCGUAACCGACUACGAGGCGGAGGCUUCGGGCUUCAGGCAGCAGGUGGACCGCCAGAGGAGGCACCUGGAGCUCCUGCAGCCUCGGGUCAAACUCCUCAGAGAAGAGCUGGUCCCAGAUCAGCGCAGCCAUGAGGUGGUGGCUGCUGGUGAGGAAGAGGAGCAGCCAGAUAAGGAGGAAGCAGCAGAGAGCCAGGACCUGCCGCCUGUGACCACCAAGGAGGAAGAAGAGGAGGGGAAACCACCUCCAGGAAACCAUGGACCAUUCCAGGAGGACCUGAAAGACCCAGAGACAACAAUGCUAUCAGGAGUUCCUUCUGUGGGUAACAGACCCGAUGGUCCUGGGACCAGCGCACUACAGAAACACGUAGUUCUGAGGGUCCGGUUACUGGAGGACUCUGAGACUGAGGUUCUCUCUGACACCGUGUUUACGACAACUCCAGUCCAGGACCUGAAGUGUCCUUGUGGUCUACAGGAGUCUGACUUCCUGGACCACCUGAGGUCCUCCUUCCCUCAGCUGGCUAACGGAGAACCUUUUGACAUCUUCAAAACCAAUCGCAACAGGAAGCUUCUUCCUCUGAGAGUAAAAGCUCUGACUCCAGAGGAGAUCUACUCCACCGUAGAAUCCACCGGAUACUCCACCCUCUACAUUCGCCUGAAGGCUGGAAAAGAUAAAACAAGGCACAACAAAGAAGAAUUUACUGGUCCUCAUAGAACCACUGACCCUCCAUCUUCUGACCCAGUGACCACCGAUGGAACGGGUCUCAGAUCCAGACUCUCUGUCAGGAAGAAGGUAUAUAGACGACGGAACAUCAAGAAGCUGAAGCAUCUAGACUUCAGGAUGCUGCUACCGGAGGACUCCAACAUGGAGGUGCUCUCUACCCUUGAGCUGGUCCCAGAUCAGCGCAGCCAUGAGGUGGUGGCUGCUGGUGAGGAAGAGGAGCAGCCAGAUAAGGAGGAAGCAGCAGAGAGCCUGGACCUGCCACCUGUGACCACCAAGGAGGAAGAAGAGGAGGGGAAACCACCUCCAGGAAACCAUGGACCAUUCCAGGUGGACCUGAAAGACCCAGGGACAACAAUGCUAUCAGGAGUUCCUUCUGUGGGUAACAGACCCGAUGGUCCUGGGACCAGCGCUCUACAGAAACACGUAGUUCUGAGGGUCCGGUUACUGGAGGACUCUGAGACUGAGGUUCUCUCUGACACCGUGUUUACGACAACUCCAGUCCAGGACCUGAAGUGUCCUUGUGGUCUACAGGAGUCUGACUUCCUGGACCACCUGAGGUCCUCCUUCCCUCAGCUGGCUAACGGAGAACCUUUUGACAUCUUCAAAACCAAUCGCAACAGGAAGCUUCUUCCUCUGAGAGUAAAAGCUCUGACUCCAGAGGAGAUCUACUCCACCGUAGAAUCCACCGGAUACUCCACCCUCUACAUUCGCCUGAAGGUUGUUGGACUCAUCCUUAAUUUCUCAUUCACACACCAGAAAAUCAGAAUCAACUUUGUCAUUGUCCUGGAGCGUAUGACACAUGACAUGUACAACAAAGAAGGAGACAGGCAGCCAAGAGCGGCCAUUUUCAGUUAGAAAAGGGUUACAUGAGGAUGGGGGGGGCGUUACAGAGUUACCCCCAACAGGUAGUAGCGCCCCCCGUUGAGUUGUUCCACGGUCAAAUGUUUCUGCAUGUGGGCAAACAGACCUGUUCACAAGUCACACUUUACCAUGUCAGGUGUAAAGGAUGGGUAGUUUACAUCUUACUUAUGGACCAUAAAAUGUGAGAUUCCAUAGAAAUAUGAAACAUCAAUCUGAUGGAUCUUUAAAUAUUACAACCAGAAGAUCAGAACUUUUUAUUGCAGGGAUUAAGCGACACUUUGUAUUAACUCCGAGGAAAGAGAGAGAGUCAGGUUUAUAAUAGUUAUGAAAUUUAUUUCUACACAAUUUAAACAAGACUACUUUAACACUCUGUGUACUGACGGACUAGGAUGGAGUGAGACAUGAGAGGAUGUGUGUGUUUGCAAUGUGGUCAUCAGAACCUUAGGAUCCGGAGAAGCAUUUAGUUCUGAGUGGGAGUGAAUGUUUCGCUCUAAACUUUAGUAGGAGAUUUAUAACGCACAUGAAAUGCCAUCUGUCGGUCUACGUACCCCAGGGGAAGCCUCCGUUUAGAUCCAGAAUAUCGAGGUCCUCUUGGACCCUCUUUGGUACCGAAGCCGGUAGAAAAGUAGCGGUGCCGACCA
Nothobranchius furzeri (turquoise killifish) is the source of this 2433-nucleotide messenger RNA. NCBI's taxonomy places the organism in Eukaryota, Metazoa, Chordata, Actinopteri, Cyprinodontiformes, Nothobranchiidae. The record is from RefSeq and is a predicted model, not a curated record.